Pantherophis guttatus is the source of this 1943-nucleotide messenger RNA. RefSeq names its product tyrosyl-tRNA synthetase 2 (gene YARS2). Gene Ontology annotation, cellular component: mitochondrion; cytosol. Gene Ontology annotation, molecular function: RNA binding; ATP binding; tyrosine-tRNA ligase activity. Lineage: Eukaryota; Metazoa; Chordata; Lepidosauria; Squamata; Colubridae. Gene Ontology annotation, biological process: tyrosyl-tRNA aminoacylation. The record is from RefSeq and is a predicted model, not a curated record.
GCGGACUUUCCGUAGGCAAGAUGGCGGCGCCCACGCUCCGGGCCGGGCGCCUAUGGUUUCUUUCGGCUCGGAGGCCGCCGCCGCCGCCGCCCCGACUCCUGGUUUCGCAGACGCGGCGGCAGCGUCACGACCAGCAGCCAGACGCCCGUCCGACGCCGGCCUCUCCCGUGGCGAAGGGUCUCUUAGCCACCCAGUACCAGCGCGGUCUGUUCCAGGAGGUGUUCCCGCCUCAGCCCGCCGACGAGCAGCUCAUCGAGCUCCUCCAACCCGGCCGCCCUCCCGUGACGGCUUACUGCGGCUUCGACCCCACGGCCGACUCGUUGCACGUCGGGCACCUGCUGGCGGUGCUGGGCUUGCUGCACUUCCAACGGGCCGGCCACGACGUCAUCGCCCUGGUGGGCGGCGCUACGGCGCGGCUGGGCGACCCCAGCGGCCGCACCAAAGCCCGGGAGCCGCUGACGGCGGAGGAGGUGCGGGAGCGCGCGCGGGGCCUCCUCGAGGGGCUCCAGCGGCUCUUCCAGAACCACCGGGAGCUCUUCUGGGCCGAGGAAGGAAACCGCCUGGGCAGCGUCCAUUUCCUGGACAACGCCAGCUGGCUGGAGAGCGAGUCGGUCAUCGGCUUCCUGGCCGGAGUCGGGGGUCACCUCCGGAUGGGCACGUUGCUGAGCCGGCAGAGCUGCAAGGCCCGCUUGAGUAGCCCCGAAGGCAUGGGCUUGGCCGAGUUUCUCUACCCGGCCCUUCAAGCUUACGACUUCCUGCAUUUGUACCGUGGCUACGGCUGCCUCGUUCAGCUGGGCGGAGCCGACCAGUUGGGCAACAUCAUGUCUGGCUACGACCUCGUCUCUAAAGUAACUGACAAAGAUGUCUAUGGAAUAACUGUGCCUCUUAUUACAAGUACUACUGGAGAUAAACUGGGAAAAUCUGCUGGGAAUGCAGUUUGGCUUAACAGAAAUAGGACUUCUCCUUUUGAACUCUAUCAGUUCUUUGUCAGACAGCCAGAUGCCAUUGUUGAAAGGUAUUUGAAGCUUUUUACUUUCCUUUCUGGUAUGGAAAUUGAUCAUAUCAUGCAAGUGCAUGCUAAAGAACCUGAGAAGCGGGGACCUCAGAAGCGGCUUGCUGCUGAAGUAACUAAGCUUGUUCAUGGCAGGAACGGUCUGGAAUCUGCCAAGAGAUGUACAAAGGCCUUUUAUUACAGCAAUGUGGAUGCAUUAGAAAAUAUGUCUGACGAAGAGCUACAGGAGCUCUUUAGAGAAGCACCUUACAUAGAAAUGCUACUUGAACCUGGAACAACAGUACUUGAUUUGUGUCGGAAAACUAAUGCAAUUGCAGAUGGACCAAAGGGAUACCGUGACAUAACAGUUGGUGCGGUUUCUAUAAACCAUAUUACAGAAACUAAUCCUGAAGCUGUACUUAUUCUUGGACAACAUAUUCUCAGUAAUGGUUUAUCACUACUGAAGAUUGGAAAGAAGAACUAUUAUAUUAUAAAAUGGCUUCAGUUGUCACAUGAAGAAUGACAAUAUUAAGGUUUGUAGUAAGUUAUGAAAGUCACCUUCCUUCAAAGAUAUCAGAAAGGCAUAACAUACAGAAGUACACAUCAAGGACAGUGGAGCAGUUGUGUAAAGUGUUUUUUCUCACUGAGUGAGACCUGCUUACCUACAGAAUCAUUUGGAAAAUGGAUGGUGUUUUAUUUCAUCAUUCAGUCAUGAAAUACCCUGUUCCCCCCAAAAUAAGACAUCCCCUGAUAAUAAGCCUAAUCGGGCUUUUGAGCACAUGGCAAUAAGGCCAAGUGCUUAUUUCGGGGUUCAAAAAAAUAUAAGACAGGGUCUUAUUUUCGGGGAAACACGGUAAUGUAAUGGUUUCAGUUAUAAUGGAAUUUAAAUAUAUAAAUCAUUGUGGAAAUAUUCUCUGCAAUAAGGACAUUAAAGUGAAUUUUCAAAGACUUA